UGGAGAUGAGUUGGUCUUAAUGUCCACUUCUUAACAAUUGUGAUUGUAACGGGGAAAGAGGAGAAGAUGAAUCACUGUUGUAACGACAAUGGAGGGAUCUCGUGAGUUUUGGCGAAAACAAAAGUUGAAGUAGGUCAGGGAAGACAGUGAUAGGUGGUGCUAGAGAUGCAGUUGUUAGCAGCGGCAUGGUGAAGGAAGAGAAGUUGAGUAUGGAAGUGGAGGGAGGAUGUGCAAGGUUGAAGCUUCUCAGUUGAGCUUCUUCUCUACUGACUGAGCUUCUUAGUUGAGCUUUUCCUCUGUUGGUUGAGCUUCAUAGCCGAGCUUCUCCUUUACUGACGGGCCACGUAAGCAAAAACAACACACGUGAAGCAAACAAUUUUGCUUUGUGUGCUCUUUCGUCAACAAUUUAAGUAGUAUCAUAGAAAAUAACUAAAUUGAACCAAAUUUACCAAAAUAAGAACCUAAUUGAACGCGCAAAAAAACUGAGCACCACGUUCACCAAACUGGAUGAAAAUAAGGACCAAAAUAGUAUUUAAACCUUAAAUUAAAGAGUUAAAUCCCAUACUUUCGGGAUACUCAUGCAAAAAGGUCAAUCUAAUUUCAACCAAGUGUAUCCACAUUUAUGGUUUUGGAAGAGAGGAUGGGUUGCGAAAGGCCUAAAAUAUUGUUGUGGUGCAUGAGACCCCAUCAAUGAAGCUUGAACAAAUGGUAGGUAUUACUUCGCAGUGAGUCAAGACCUGAUGGAGAGAGGGAUUUGUUCAGCUGAAUUUUGGCAAUUAUUAACCACAUGCAUCCAAACAAAGUUGUGUUUGACAAUGACAAUAUUGGCAACUUAAUUGAGUUAGUGUCUUGGUUCAUUUCUUUAGUCAUUUAAAUGGUUUUUGUAUGAGAAAUAGAACUGCAUACAACGAACAAUCCAAUGUCUUGGAAGCUAUUGAACGAGCAAUCAAAUUGCUAUAGUGUGUCUAAUAGUUGUAGUGGAACUGGUAAAGUAUCACUCACUUUAAAAAAACCAUCUCAUUCUUUAACAGGUGCACCAUUUAUUCAAAACCAACCUUUAUGAAUGAAAAUAUUGCUAAGAUGUUGUACUUGGGCUCUAGUGCAUUUGAUUUGAAAUCGGGUGAAAAUUUUAAAUUCAUCCUAGUUACUGAAUGGAGAGUAGAGAAUGUUACGGAUUUGGGAUUGUUAUAAGCUUUGAGAAGUAUUCUUACGCUUUUGGUUUCAUCACCAGUUAUCAAUUUGGCUAUGUUGGAGAAAGUCUCUAUAGUGGAAGCAUUGGAUUUUGAUGUUAAUGCAGAGAUUACUGAAACCAAAAUUCAUGGGCUGAUGUUUGGAUGUGGUUUACAUGGAAGGAUUCACAAAAUAGAGUUACAUGACGUAUACAUUUAGGAAAUUCUUUUUCUGGCUACAUAAUUGAGUAAACAGUGACAAAACUGUGGAGUCUAAUUGAAUAGUAGGUGCAUGCAACGGGAGUAACUGUAAUGGGAAAAAAGUGAUUGAGUGGCUUAUCCUUUUUGGAAGGUUCAAGCAAUGGAAGAAGCUACAUGGGAAGAAGCAAAUAUAGUGAAGGAGACUCUUCUCUCUUUUUGCCUCAAGGAUAAUGGGACAACAAUUAUUGAAUAGCUCAUCUCUUGGAAGGCUUGACCAGUGGAAUAAGCUUCUUGGGAGGAAGCAUAUUUUCAAGCUGUGUCACUUUUCCUUCUGCCCAUAGGGUUGGGAAGUGGCAACAUGUAUUACAUUACAAUUUCCUUCCUCUUCCUUGAGGGCAAGGUAGAGUUUAAAGGAGGUGGCAUUGAUAUGUUUUCAAUUUCCAUUGAAUCAUGACAACCUCGUAUGGGGUACCUGCAUGCCCAUAUAUCCAUUGCCAACUCCAGUUAACUCAGGUGGAAAAUAGAGGAGGGAAAAAUUAGUUAUAGAGAGAUAAGGGGGGAAAUGUGGUUACAUACAAAGUAGCGGGAGAUGUAUACGGGGAAGAAUUUUGGAUUGUUUUAUCUGGCAGAUAAAUAGUUUCUCUGAGGAACUUAUGUACUGGAUAUUUCAACUUGCUUACGCGUUAAAUAUUUUCCUAAGGCUGCUACUGAAAUCAAACUUUCUGAGAUAUAUGCUGUUGAGUUAAACGGUCAUGGUUCAAUUUACAUAUCGAGUCUCCCUCCUGCUCCUGAAUGUCUACUUUUGGGUGAAGACAUACAGAUGUUCCGCUUUACUGUGCAUGGUUUUAUAAGGAGCAAAAAUCAACCUUCUCAGUGUAUCCUGGCUGAUUAUACUUUUGGUCAUACAAAUUUGCAAGUGUGUCGGAAGUGGGUUAAUCAACUUAAUGCUUCUUUGAAACAAGAAGUUGGAAGACCAAAGAAUCUUUUGGUUUUUGUUCAUCCAAGGAGCGGUAAAGGUAAUGGCUGUAGAACCUGGGAAGCUGUAGCUCCUAUAUUCUCUCGCGCUAGAGUAGAAACAAAGGUGAUUGUGACAGAGAAAGCAGGAGAGGCAUUUGAUGUGAUGUCUUCUAUAACAAAUAUGGAGCUUAACUCAUACGAUGGGGUUGUAGCCGUUGGUGGUGAUGGAUUUUUCAAUGAAAUCCUUAAUGGGUUUCUUUCUCCCAGGUUUAAAGCUCCCUACCCACCAACUCCUUCAGAUUUUGUUCAUGUGGUUAAAGAUAAUGGUGAUGCCUUGGUUAAUGAGGAAGAUGAAAUUGUUGCGGAGACUUCAAAUAAAAUGGAAGACCAGUUUCCUCUGAUUUCAAGUCCAAAAAAAUUUGGAUCCAGAAUCUCAAAUCUGAAUUCCGAAGAUAAGGCUGCUGAAUUUCCUGUUCCCAAUGAAUGGUUUAGAUUUGGGAUUAUUCCUGCAGGUUCAACUGAUGCCAUUGUAAUCUGUACCACUGGAACUCGCGAUCCUAUUACUUCUGCAUUGCAUAUUGUCCUUGGUAAGAGGGUGCACCUUGACAUAGCUCAAGUUGUACGGUGGAAAAUGACUCCCAGUUCUGAAGUUGAACCUAAUGUGCGCUAUGCAGCUUCCUUUUCAGGGUAUGGAUUUUAUGGUGAUGUCAUCACAGAGAGUGAGAAGUAUCGUUGGAUGGGUCCCAAACGUUAUGAUUAUGCCGGAACAAUGGUAUUUUUAAAGCACAGGUCAUAUGAGGCAGAAAUAGCAUACCUAGAUGUUGAAUCAGAUGAAAUCAAUUUAACUUCCAAAAGAGAUUAUCAGGGUAAUUUGAUACGGGCAAUAAGGUCUUCACACGUAUCAGAAAGACGUAUCUGCCGAACUAAUUGCAAUGUUUGUAAUGAAAAGCCAAAUCAUGCAUCUGUUGGAGUUUGCAGCCUCACACCUCAUUUGAAUUCAGAAGAAACAAGAUGGGCAAGAUCCAAAGGACAUUUUCUUAGUGUAGGAGCUGCUGUAAUCUCUUGCAGAAAUGAAAAAGCACCGGAUGGAUUGGUGGCUGAUGCACACCUGUCUGAUGGUUUCCUUCAUCUUAUAUUGAUCAGAGACUGUCCCCAUGCAUCUUAUUUAUGGCAUCUGACUCAACUUACAAGAAGAGGGGGAAGCCCCUUGAAUUUUAAGUUUGUUGAACAUCAUAAGCUUUUGCAGACCCCUGCAUUUACUUUCACUUCUUCGGGCGAUGAGAGUGUAUGGAAUGUUGAUGGAGAGAUUUUUCAGGCACACCAACUUUCAGCUCAAGUGUUUAGAGGUCUUGUAUCCAUGUUUGCAUCUGGUCCCGAAGUUUAAUUGUGGACAUAGCUACUUGCUUUAAGUUGUUGUGGCUAUGCCAUUAACAGGAACCAGGAUGAAAGCAUAGUUAACACCAUGGUCUUGUAUAUAGUAUAUAUCUAUUUACCAAUGUAACUACGCCGUUAAGUGGAAGGUUUGGGACUUGUAACUAUGGAGGGAAAUUUUUUAUACAUUGGAAUAUAUAUUUUUUGUGCUUCGUUCAUGAUUUUCUUUUGGCAAUUGCAAUAAAUGGAAGAAGGCUUGAUUGUUUACA
Molecule: messenger RNA, 3967 nt
Organism: Vigna radiata var. radiata (mung bean)
Lineage: Eukaryota; Viridiplantae; Streptophyta; Magnoliopsida; Fabales; Fabaceae
Product: ceramide kinase
Exons: 12
Coding region: 2191-3711 (506 amino acids)
Molecular function (GO): kinase activity
Source: RefSeq, a predicted model, not a curated record